Molecule: messenger RNA, 1315 nt
Organism: Brassica rapa (field mustard)
Lineage: Eukaryota; Viridiplantae; Streptophyta; Magnoliopsida; Brassicales; Brassicaceae
Product: OVARIAN TUMOR DOMAIN-containing deubiquitinating enzyme 5
Biological process (GO): protein deubiquitination
Molecular function (GO): cysteine-type deubiquitinase activity
Source: RefSeq, a predicted model, not a curated record
UUUUUCGGGUCGCGUAAAACCCUAAAUCAAAAAACUUGGAUUCUUCUCCUUCGAUCAAAGGUACGAACUUUGGGUCCUUCUGUCACAAUAUUCUACUCGAAACCAAUUUAGUUCAGGCUCCUUAAAUGGCAGACACUAAUGCAUCUGAAGAAACCAUCAUUGAUGCUUCUAAGGAGCAACAUGAAACGGUCGAUGAGAUGCUUGCCAGGCACAGGCAAGAGAUAAAACAACUACAGAACAAGGAGACGGAGCUGAAAAAGGCUGCUGCUAAAGGAAGCAAAGCUGAGCAGAAAGCUAAGAAGAAGCAAGUCGAAGAAGACAUCUCCAAACUCUCCACCAAGCUUAAGGAGAAACAGCUGAAAGAGCUCGCCUCACAAGGCUUCAGCAGCAGCACUAGCAGCAGCAUCUCCAAGGACGAAACGAACGAGAAGAAAGGAGACAUCGACACUCUAGUGAGAGCCAUCGCUGGAGUCUCAGUCACCGCUCAGCAAGAGCACUCGAAGCCGAGCAAGAGCGUGAAGAGACGCGAGAAGCGAGCCAAAGAAGAAGCGGAGAGAGAGCAGAGAAUCAAAGAGGAGCAGAGCAACGUGACAAGCGAUCGCAUGGUGGAGAACCAAAAGCUCGAGAAGAAGCUUAAACCCCUGGGGCUAACCGUCAUCGAGAUCAAACCAGACGGGCAUUGCCUUUACCGAGCAGUGGAAAACCAGCUCGCCAAUCUCUCGGGCGGUGCGUCUCCUUACACUUACCAGAAGCUAAGAGAAAUGGCUGCUGCUUACAUGAGAGAGCACAAAACCGACUUCAUCCCGUUUUUCUUAUCGGAAACCGAGUCUGAGUCCGAGUCUGCGGAGGAGCGGUUUGAGAAGUACUGCAGAGAAGUGGAGUCAACAGCUGCUUGGGGAGGUCAGUUGGAGCUAGGAGCGUUGACGCAUUGCUUGAGGAAACACAUAAUGGUGUUUUCUGGAUCGUUUCCUGAUGUUGAAAUGGGCAAAGAGUAUAAAUCAGGGGAUGGCUCGAGCCUUAAGUUGUCGUAUCACAGGCAUGCUUUUGGGCUCGGUGAACAUUAUAACUCCGUUGUGCUCGUCAACAACAUCACCGCAUGAUGAUGGGACUUUCUCUCAAGCUCUCGAGACAAUCUACUUUUGUUUGUAUCACAAGUUUUCAAGAUUUGCUGAAAUUCUAUUGGCUUUCAAACUGUAACUUCAAAUUUUUUUUUCAUUACAGUUUCAAGUUUUCAUUACAGAACACAUGAAUGUAGCAGUUCUAAUGUAUUGACCCUUGGAAAAUUUUGGAGCUAAUUCAUUUUGGGGGUUCUAGA